AUGGCCAUUCGAGCAUUAGCCGCAAGCAAAUUACGAGUCAGACAACUGAAUAUUUUCAAUGAUCGGGACAUGCAAAACUGCAGUCUGUCUUGCGAUCAAUUGAACAUGUUCGAUUGGACAGAGGCCAGCGUCAUUGACUCACUGGCCCCGGUUACGACGCUUUCAAUAAGUCUCACUGAUAGAGUAUUUACAUUUAAUGAAGACGAAGAGAUGGAUGAGGAUUUCAGCGAUGAUGGUUCGGGAGACAAAGCCGACUGGCAACCAACACGAAGGGACGCAGAGAUCAUGACAGCGUCUCGCCAAGAGAGCAAUUUCAGCGUUCUGGCCAACUUGAUUGCUAUUUGCCCCCAUCUGGAUGACUUUGAGCUACAUUACCAAUCGAUCAUGUGGCUAAAUAGUCACCUAUCUCGCAACUUCCCACGUCAAGACAUACUUCGGCAUUUGGCUGGACUAGAUAAUCCGCCCAUCUUGAGGCGAUGCAGAGUACGAGGAGCUACCGUGAGAGGUAUAGAUUUGCUCAACUUUAUCCGCCGAUCAAGAGUCGCGGAGGCAUCUAUUGAGGUAAUAACUCUUGAGCAAGGAAGUUUGCGACCUAUCGUCGAUUACUGCACUAGUGAGUCGGCUGAUAUCACCAAGCUCCAUAUUGACACCGUGUUUGAGAAGAGCGAGGAAGGUUAUACUGGACUGGUUCAUUUUCUCGACGAGGGAGAGUCUCGAAGAUACGGGGGCAGGUUCGAGGUCGGGACCGAAAUCUUGAAUCGUGAGGGCGACGGUAGGACAGAGCCCGUCACCUACUAUGUCCGCCGCCCGGUUGCAGAAGGAAACCCAACUAUAUAUGAAUGGAGGAGACUUAUGCGACAAGAGUAUGGAUAA
Molecule: messenger RNA, 873 nt
Organism: Metarhizium acridum CQMa 102
Lineage: Eukaryota; Fungi; Ascomycota; Sordariomycetes; Hypocreales; Clavicipitaceae
Source: RefSeq, a predicted model, not a curated record